AUGAGCAGCGAGAGCACCACAGACACACUCCCACGCGCAGUGCCGUCGCCGCCGCCGGCCUCCCUCUGCACUGUGCCCGCAGCCUCCUUCGCAAGUGCGGCGGAGGCGUUUAGGCCCGGCGCCGGUGCACCGCGCGUCACCGACGCACUCCCGCAGAACUCCCAGCCGCGUCGGUCGCCGCGGAGCCAGUGCCGGCUUCCACUGACGGCUCCUCCGUCACACCGCCAGCUGCUGCGGCCUCGCCAUGCGCAGAGUUCGUCGGGUCACUGGCGGCGGAUGCGGCGGUGCGAGGCACCUCCCCCGGCUCCGGCGCCGUCACGCUGGUCUCCUCCUUUUCCUUCUCCUGCAGAGCGGCAGCCUCACUGGCGUUGA
Trypanosoma conorhini is the source of this 372-nucleotide messenger RNA. RefSeq lists its product as uncharacterized. The coding region runs from base 1 to 372 and encodes 123 amino acids. The transcript has a single exon. The record is from RefSeq and is a predicted model, not a curated record. NCBI's taxonomy places the organism in Eukaryota, Euglenozoa, Kinetoplastea, Trypanosomatida, Trypanosomatidae.